Messenger RNA from Myotis davidii, 491 nucleotides. It is a transcript of the gene POLR2F, whose product is annotated as polymerase (RNA) II (DNA directed) polypeptide F. Gene Ontology annotation, molecular function: DNA-directed RNA polymerase activity; DNA binding. NCBI's taxonomy places the organism in Eukaryota, Metazoa, Chordata, Mammalia, Chiroptera, Vespertilionidae. Bases 4 to 402 code for a protein of 132 amino acids. The record is from RefSeq and is a predicted model, not a curated record. The transcript has 5 exons. Gene Ontology annotation, cellular component: RNA polymerase III complex; RNA polymerase II, core complex; RNA polymerase I complex. Gene Ontology annotation, biological process: DNA-templated transcription.
GUUAUGCUGAGUCCAAUGAAGAAAAGGUAUUCGGUAAGUUUUGAUGGCGACGACUUUGAUGAUGUGGAGGAGGAUGAAGGACUAGAUGACUUGGAGAAUGCUGAGGAGGAGGGCCAGGAGAACGUUGAGAUCCUCCCCUCUGGAGAGCGACCGCAGGCCAACCAGAAGCGGAUCACCACACCAUAUAUGACCAAGUAUGAGCGAGCCCGCGUGCUGGGCACCCGAGCCCUCCAGAUAGCGAUGUGUGCCCCUGUGAUGGUGGAGCUGGAGGGGGAGACAGAUCCCCUGCUUAUCGCCAUGAAAGAGCUCAAGGCCCGAAAGAUCCCCAUCAUCAUUCGGCGCUACCUGCCUGACGGGAGCUAUGAAGACUGGGGGGUGGACGAGCUCAUCAUCACGGACUGAGCUGGAGUCAUCUUCCCAGCUGUGCCUCACCCCAGCUCCUGUUCCCACAUCCUUUACACGUGUAAAUAAUAAACUCUCUAACCUUCCCA